AGGCUAAAAGGAAAUCUCAGGCUGGAUUCGACCGCCAGAAGAAGAAGAAGAAGAAAGCUGGAUUCGACCGUUCGCCACAGCCCUAGGUUCGCCGCGCAAAACAAGCUAUAAACCGUCAUAAUGCUUCCCCUGUCACUCUUAAAGACCGCUCAGAAUCAUCCCAUGCUGGUGGAGCUGAAGAAUGGAGAGACCUACAACGGUCACCUGGUCAGCUGUGACAACUGGAUGAACAUCAACCUGAGAGAAGUCAUCUGCACAUCCAGGGAUGGAGAUAAAUUCUGGAGGAUGCCUGAGUGCUACAUCCGAGGAAGCACCAUCAAAUAUCUGCGUAUCCCAGAUGAGAUCAUUGACAUGGUGAGGGAGGAGGUGGUGUCGAAAGGACGAGGUCGCGGCGGCUCUCAGCAGAAUAAACAACAGGGCAAAGGAAGAGGAGGGCCCGGCCGAGGUGUGUUUGGUGGUCGUGGGAGAGGGAUGUCUGGGCCUGGUCGAGGACAGCAGCAGCAGCAGGAUAAGAAAGCAGGAAAACCACAGGGGAUGAAAAACCAGCACUGACACACAAUGAUGCUUCGUUUGUUUUAAACACUUCCUGUUGAGGGACGUCUGCCUCAGUAACAAUGACAUCAACUCUGCUGUUUCUCUCUGUUGUGAUGUUUACAACAACCGAUUGUUGCCAGAUAAUACUUAAGUUUGAUUUUUUAAAUCCUUUUUAUUGGUGUAGAAAAGUCGAGGCCCAAAUUUAGUUUAGUAGAUAUUUUAACUGGCUUUUUCCUCAUUUCUGUAGUUUACUUCCAGCUUUGUUAUCUGAAAGAUUUUCUUUAUAACCACAGCUGGUGAAGCAGUAGAGCGACAGCCAACAGGACUCACUUCCUGAAUAUUUCUGUUUAAACCUUUAUAAGACGGCAUGCACUGAUUAUGCUUUCUGAAAAAGAAUAAAACGUUCUCUUAUUCUCUAGUCCAACAUGGAGGAGUCCAUACUUCCUUGGGUUGAUUGUGUUUCGCUUAAUUUUUGUAACAAACGACAUGGUAAUUUAUUUACGAGAAUAAAAGUUUGUUUGAGCAGUU
Nothobranchius furzeri (turquoise killifish) is the source of this 1062-nucleotide messenger RNA. RefSeq names its product LSM4 homolog, U6 small nuclear RNA and mRNA degradation associated (gene lsm4). NCBI's taxonomy places the organism in Eukaryota, Metazoa, Chordata, Actinopteri, Cyprinodontiformes, Nothobranchiidae. The record is from RefSeq and is a predicted model, not a curated record. Gene Ontology annotation, biological process: mRNA splicing, via spliceosome; P-body assembly; spliceosomal snRNP assembly. Gene Ontology annotation, molecular function: U6 snRNA binding. Gene Ontology annotation, cellular component: spliceosomal tri-snRNP complex; U6 snRNP; P-body.